ACUAUUUAUAUAUAGAAAAGACCUGAGUCCCAUUCCUUCAAAUUUGUGUCAACCAUUAUAAAAAUAUCAUAAAUUAAGAAAAGUAAAAAAGUAAGACCAGCUUGGUUCUUCUUCUUCUCAUAUCAGAUAACAAUGGCUAUGGCUUUCAAAAUGGCUACUACUGGGAUGUGGGUAACUGAUGAGUGCAAAAACUCUUUCAUGGAGAUGAAGUGGAAGAAGGUGCAUAGGUACAUAGUUUUCAAGAUCGAUGAAAAAACAAGGCUUGUGACCGUUGACAAGGUUGGUGGUCCUGGAGAAAACUAUGAUGAUCUAGCUGCUUCUUUGCCUAAUGAUGAUUGUAGAUAUGCUGUCUUUGAUUUUGAUUUUGUCACUGUUGACAACUGCCGUAAGAGCAAGAUCUUCUUCAUUGCAUGGUCACCAACAGCAUCAAGAAUAAGAGAAAAGAUACUAUACGCAACAUCAAAGGAUGGGCUAAGAAGAGCUUUGGAUGGAAUCUCAUAUGAACUUCAAGCAACCGAUCCAACUGAGAUGGGAUUCGAUGUAAUUCAAGACAGAGCCAAAUAGAUGCCCCUCUUAAUUAUGUGCCAAGCUAAUCAAUUAUUCUACCAAUCUUACUCUUUUAUUAUAAUAAUUAUGAUGAUUAUAAUCAAGUAACUCUAAUCCAAUGACUCUAUGACAUGUUCUCUUUUUCCUUUUUCUUUUUAUGGUAGUCCUUUAAUUAAAUGUUGGAUUUUGGCACCAUUGUGAUGUAAGUGGGGUAUCUAAUCUUGAAUUUUUAGUCAAUUAUAAUAAUUAAGUUAUUGUAUAUUACCGUCGGGUGUAUGAUAAGUUAAGGGCAACAAACCUUUGUUUGCAUUACUAUGAAAAAAUGGUUGAGACUUGAGAGCAAUGGAUUAGCUCGAACUUUUUUCAUAUGUGGAAA
Molecule: messenger RNA, 922 nt
Organism: Medicago truncatula (barrel medic)
Lineage: Eukaryota; Viridiplantae; Streptophyta; Magnoliopsida; Fabales; Fabaceae
Product: actin-depolymerizing factor 5
Exons: 3
Coding region: 133-564 (143 amino acids)
Biological process (GO): actin filament depolymerization
Cellular component (GO): actin cytoskeleton
Molecular function (GO): actin binding
Source: RefSeq, a predicted model, not a curated record